Molecule: messenger RNA, 1033 nt
Organism: Funneliformis caledonium
Lineage: Eukaryota; Fungi; Glomeromycota; Glomeromycetes; Glomerales; Glomeraceae
Source: the annotation of a GenBank genome assembly
ACUAAACGACUUUCAGCAACAGUUCUACGAGUAGCACCAGGUAAUAACCGCUGGAUAAUUUGUCUUAAUUCACAACCAGAAAAUGAAAUUGAGGUCUCAUCAGGCCGUAUGAAGUUUGUGGCUUUUUCCACAACUAGCUCAGAUACUGAUCAAAAUACGGAUGACGAAGAGAGAACAAGUGAUAGCGAAAUGAAUAGUGAAAUGGAUAUUUCAAGUAAUACUGAUGAUAGUUCUGAAGAUGGAGAAGUCAUAAACGUUAGUAAUGUUAAUAACGUACGAUGGACCAAUAAAGUUGUUAUUAUUGAUCCUUGCCAAGUGUCCCGCUCCUAUUCUAGCACACCAGUUGUACACAUUACUGAUAUCUUUAAAGCAACACUCAGACAAUUUUUUGAGCGGUUUAUACCUGUUGAUUUUAUAAUAUCAGUGAUAAUUCCAUCUACAAAUAAGAGUGCGCGUGAAUGUGAACAUAUAUUAGCAAAUGAUGAUUCCUUUCAUUUUGCAUGGCAGUUUCAUAAUGAAUUUAACGAAAAUCUUACAAAAGCUAUCCUACCUGGUCCUUACCUUUGCAUGGAUAAAUCAAUGUGCCAAUGGAUGGGCAAAGUUGAUAAAGCUCUUGCAGAUGCUCAAAUUAAUUUGUUCUUAAGAUUAGACCUAGCAGAACCUUCAGAAUGUGCUAUAAAAAAAAAAUUUUCAGAUCAAUACCCAGCAACUGUUGCAUCUAUGUUAAGAUUAGUAGAACUAUGGUUUUGUAGUGGUAGAACAAUUAUCGCUGAUUCUGAUAUUACAGAUGUACUUGAAGACACAUAUGGAUCAUUUGUUAGUCGAAUUUCCAAAAUAAAUAAUGUUGAUUUAACUGUAUGCUCAAUUCGUAACCGCAAAAAUAUUGUACUUCUUGCCAGUUAUUCUACGACAAUGCUCGGAACAGAAGUGAAUCGAUAUAUUAAGGGUUAUAGCAAUACAACAUUUUGUCGACCUAUUGUAUUUGACGAGUAUAAUGAAUUUAGAUCAGCUGUAGACAUACUUAAUAAUUUGC